Messenger RNA from Osmia bicornis bicornis, 804 nucleotides. RefSeq lists its product as uncharacterized. Gene Ontology annotation, cellular component: axon; membrane; dendrite. The transcript has 3 exons. Gene Ontology annotation, biological process: sensory perception of taste. The coding region runs from base 62 to 574 and encodes 170 amino acids. The record is from RefSeq and is a predicted model, not a curated record. Lineage: Eukaryota; Metazoa; Arthropoda; Insecta; Hymenoptera; Megachilidae.
AUAAACUUCGAAAACCGACAAGACAUUUCUGCGCCACAAACAGAGGACUGCCUCGUUGCUGAUGAAAUUGAAGAAUUUAGAGGGGAAACUGCUGCAGGUCACCGAUAUUCUACAAUUACUGAACAAAAUAUUUACCCCGCAACUCGUAGCAACAACUGUCACGACUUUUACUAUUGUCACUUUUAAUUUGUACUUCUGUUUAGUAUGGGUCAGCGGUACGGAAAUAGGUUGGAAAAAUCUACACUUUUGGCACUGGCCCAAUAUUCCUGCUAUCGUAUAUUAUUUUCUUAAAUUUGCUACGAUGAUUUGGGUGUGUGAAACGGCGACUAAUAAAGCCAAAGAAAUCCGUACUACUCUUCACGAUGCCCUUAGCGGAGCGACCGAUUUGUCGGUGAAACGCGAGCUGGAGCUUUUCUCGCUGCAAUUACUACACUGUGACACUACGUUUUCAGCGAAAAUAUUCGAUAUGAACGCGUCGCUUCUUGCAAAAGUCGUAGGUGGCAUCAUCGUGUACCUUUUGAUCCUGCUCCAAUUCUUAUUGAACUCGAUGGUAUGCGAGGCCAAGCAAGAGUGAACGAAGAAAUAUUUACAAAGUUACACGAUUCUGCGUGGAACAUGUGUUUCUUAUCGAUUCUUUCGGCUGUUUUGCGGAAAACACCGUUUGAUGAGUCCAUGCACAAACACCUGUAACACUUCUUGGCCACGUUUUCCUUCGCUUAUAUAUUAUACAUAUAAAUCUAUACAAUUGCGAAGCAAGGGAAUCUAGCAGUUACAUUGUACGUUACCAUGAAAUCAGGUACGUGA